GUAUUCAUCUCGAUCACACCAAAACAGCAAAACACCGGUAAUUAUUUGUUUAAAAUUUGUAAUUUACUGUUCAAAGCUUCAGACUUAAGCGUUUAACGUACCUAACGGUUAACUAUAUUUUUUUUGAGUUUAAGACUAUUUGGGUCUAUUUUUUGAAAAAGGUCGAAGAGUGAGGGAGACUCAGUUUUUUAAAAUAGCACCUAUAAUUAUGUCUUUUGACACGUCUUGGGAUGUUGAUAAAUACAGAUCUGAACAUGAAUAUGAAGAUCAUUGGCAAUUUAGGCGUCAGUUUUUAGUUGCUCAUCAAGACAAAUUCCCUGAAGAUCGAUUAGUGUGUUUAGCCCAAGUGUUUUUUAAUGUUGAGUUUUUAGGAUGCCAGUACCCUAAAAAAGUCAUGGACCUUAUUGAAACACUAUCCGAAGGUUUAGCUGAUGACUUAAGAGAAAAACGUAAAGGAAAAUUACAAAGAACUUUUGUUGCAGCAUCAGAUGCUGCCGAAGCUAAAGCUAAACGCUAAAAUUAUCAUAACACUACAUAUCAGAUCAAUAUCAACCAGAUAAAUUACAAAUUACAAACUAAUUAUUCACACAUUUAUAAUUACUGAACUAUUAAAAUUAUAAAACCAAUAGAUUAAAAAUAAUAAUUUUUAAUAUGCAUUAUGAUCUAAUAAUAAUAUACAAUUUUUUUGUUUUUUUUUAAUGAAUUGAAGACUUAUAAUAAUAUAUAGGUAAUAAGUAUAAUUUGUAUUUUCAAUGUUGUUUUUUUUUUGUUUAAACAAUACUAUUUAAUAUUAUCAUACUUAGAUUAUAUUAUUCUUGACUAAAGCCAAUAUUCCUGGCACCUAUACAUUGCAUGUAUUCUUAUUAUAUUAUAUUUCAUUGUCCUAUGGUUAAUAUUGUCUAUAAUUCAGGGAUGGCAAACCUUUCUGUACUCAUGUGUCAAAUAAAAAUUUUUAUUUUUUA
Molecule: messenger RNA, 962 nt
Organism: Rhopalosiphum padi (bird cherry-oat aphid)
Lineage: Eukaryota; Metazoa; Arthropoda; Insecta; Hemiptera; Aphididae
Product: partner of xrn-2 protein 1-like
Exons: 4
Coding region: 209-517 (102 amino acids)
Source: RefSeq, a predicted model, not a curated record